CCGGGAAUAAGAACCAAGGCCUCUCAUUACCGUACUAUUCUGAGUGUAUCGUCCUAUUUCAAGCUUCCCGAGCAAGGAAUGAAAGAUUAUGAGCUUCUCAGCCAGGGAACCGGGUUUUGUUUAUCCGGUCCACCAGCUUUGUCUACCAAAGUCAUCCUUUUAAGUUGCUCGCACGUCCUUGCGCCGUACAGAUGGCAGCAAUACUUCAAAAAGCCCUGGCUUGAAUUUGUAAAAGAUGAGCACGUUGAAAGAAGGAUUAAGAUUUGGACGUAUGAGGCGGGAAACCCAGAAGCGGGACGAUGGAGCAACGAAGCAAGAAUAGAGGGGACUCCAGCUCACCAUAGUUGUCUGGACCUGUGUAUUAUCCCUUUGGAAGAUGGUAUAGUUGAAACCUGUGCAUUGGUACCUUACGAUGAGAGGGACGACGGAGAAGUAAUGAUCGAAAAGGAGAAUUUGACAUUCCUGGGAUUCCCUUCUACCGACACAAUCAACAUCGACAAGAAGGCUUGCCUGAUGCACAUACAAGGAAAGGCGCUUCUAUCUUUUUCUGACACACAGGGUCGGACGUAUGCCAAGACGAAAGAAAGACUGGUAGUGGGAAUGAGUGGUGGGCCUGUGCUCGACGGCUCUGGACGAUUUUGUGGCCUCUUCCAGGGAAUUUUGCCUCCGGCGCCCCGAACGCCAGAAGAGGAGAGGCAGCAAGCCGACGGUGGCCUCGACCCCGUCCUUCGG
Nannochloropsis gaditana CCMP526 is the source of this 732-nucleotide messenger RNA. RefSeq lists its product as uncharacterized. The record is from RefSeq and is a predicted model, not a curated record. The transcript has a single exon. The annotation marks the transcript as partial.